Lonchura striata (white-rumped munia) is the source of this 2604-nucleotide messenger RNA. NCBI's taxonomy places the organism in Eukaryota, Metazoa, Chordata, Aves, Passeriformes, Estrildidae. The record is from RefSeq and is a predicted model, not a curated record.
AUGCCGGAGAAGCGGCCGUUCGAGCGGCUGCCCGCCGACGUGUCCCCCCUCAACUAUGGGCUCUGCCUCAAGCCGGACCUCAUCGACUUCACCUUCGAGGGAAAGCUGGAGGCCGCCGUGCAGGUGAAAAAUGCAACCAACCAAAUCGUGAUGAACUGCGCCGACAUCGACAUCAUCACCGCGUCCUACGCCCCGGAAGGAGACGAAGAAGUUCACGCCACAGGGUUCAACUAUCAAAAUGAAGAUGAAAAAGUCACUUUGUCCUUCCCCAGCACCCUGCAGAAAGGGACGGGGACGCUGAAAAUCGACUUUGUGGGGGAGCUGAACGACAAAAUGAAAGGGUUUUACCGCAGCAAGUACAGCACGGCCAGCGGGGACACGCGCUACGCCGCCGUCACCCAGUUCGAGGCCACUGAUGCUCGCAGAGCUUUCCCUUGCUGGGAUGAGCCUGCAAUUAAAGCAACAUUUGAUAUUUCUUUGGUGGUUCCCAAAGACAGAGUAGCUUUGUCAAAUAUGAACGUGGUGGAGCGGCGGCCGUACCCCGACGACGAGAGCCUGGUGGAGGUGAAGUUCGCGCGGUCGCCGGUGAUGUCCACGUACCUGGUGGCCUUCGUGGUGGGCGAGUACGACUUCGUGGAGGCGCGGUCGCAGGACGGCGUCCUGGUGCGCGUCUACACGCCCGUGGGCAAGGCCGAGCAGGGCAAGUUCGCUCUGGAGGUUGCUGCUAAAACUCUGCCUUUUUAUAAGGACUACUUCAAUGUUCCUUACCCUCUUCCUAAAAUUGAUCUCAUAGCUAUUGCAGACUUUGCUGCUGGUGCCAUGGAGAACUGGGGCCUUGUUACUUAUAGGGAGACUGCUUUGCUGAUUGACCCCAAAAAUUCCUGCUCCUCGUCCCGCCAGUGGGUGGCUCUGGUGGUGGGACACGAACUGGCUCACCAGUGGUUCGGAAACCUCGUCACCAUGGAAUGGUGGACUCACCUGUGGCUGAACGAGGGCUUUGCCUCGUGGAUCGAGUACCUGUGCGUGGAUCACUGCUUCCCCGAGUACGACAUCUGGACCCAGUUCGUGUCUGCAGACUACACCCGAGCCCAGGAGCUCGAUGCCUUAGACAACAGCCACCCCAUCGAGGUCAGCGUGGGCCAUCCCUCCGAGGUGGAUGAAAUUUUUGAUGCCAUUUCCUACAGCAAGGGAGCCUCUGUCAUCCGGAUGCUGCACGACUACAUUGGGGACGAGGAUUUCCGGAAAGGAAUGAACCUCUACCUGACCAAGUUCCAGCAGAGGAAUGCUGCCACAGGUAACCAGGUCACUGGCAUGGGCACAAAAGUUAUUUUUGGACUCAAAAAAUGCUGGUUUUGAAGUUAUUUUUUGCCUCUUAAUUUUUUUUUUUUCCCUCAGCAAGAAGAUGACAAAGUGUUGAAGUUGGUCCAGAAGAAAUUCUGUGCCAGUGGACCAUAUACUGGGGAGGAUUUCCCCAUGUGGAUGGUGCCCAUCAGUAUUUGCACGAGCGAGGACCCCGGCAGUGCCAAAAUGCAGAUUUUGAUGGACAAACCCGAGCUCACCGUGGUGUUGAAGGACACCAAACCAGAGCAGUGGGUCAAGGUGAAACCCGAAAAAUUCCAUUUUUCCUUUCGUUUUCCUCUUCCCUCUUUUUAUUUCUCUUUCCCUCGGAAUUUUGGUUUACCUCUGGAAAAACUUAUUUUCUUCCCUGUGCUGCUCUGGAGCCACCUAGAUGCCCUUUUGAGGGGUCUGGUUUUGGGAAAAUUGGGCAAAGCCGGGCACAAGGCGACGCUGGAGGAGGCCCGGCGCCGGUUCAAGGAGCACGUGGAAGGGAAGCACAUCCUCUCUGCUGACCUGAGGAGUCCUGUCUACGUGACUGUGCUGAAACACGGGGACAGCUCCACCCUGGACACCAUGCUAAAGCUGCACAAGCAGGCCGACAUGCAGGAGGAGAAGAACCGGAUCGAGCGCGUCCUCGGAGCCAUCUCCCAGCCAGAGCUGAUCCAAAAAGUUCUCACCUUUGCACUUUCAGAGGAGGUGCGGCCCCAGGACACGGUGUCGGUGAUCGGGGGCGUGGCUGGGGGCAGCAGGCAGGGCAGGAAAGCGGCCUGGAAAUUCCUGCGGGACAACUGGGAGGAGCUCUACAACCGCUACCAGGGCGGCUUCCUCAUCUCCAGAUUAAUAAAGCUCACAGUGGAUGGAUUUGCAAAUGAUAAAAUGGCUGCAGAAGUGAAGGGAGUGACAGAUAUUCCCUACUGCUCGGAGCUCGAGGCGGCGCAGAAGUUCCUGGAGCAGGCGGCCAUCGAGAACCUGGUGAGCGCUCGGGGCGGUCCCGGCGGCGGCGGAGCCGGCGGCGGCGGCGGGGCCGGCGCUGCCCCGAGCGCUCCGCGGCCCCGCCCGGCUCGGCCCGGCCCGGCCCGGCCGCCAUGGCCGCUGCCGCCCCUGCCCGCGCCCGGCGGCCGCGCGGGCCAAUCACGGCGCGGCUUGCGGGCCCGGCGGCCAAUCAGCGCGCGGCGCCGGGCCGGGGGGCGGGGCCGGUGCGGGAGCGGCCGCGGGCCAUGUGCGGCCGCCGCGGCCAUCGCGGCCCCGGGCGCCGCCCGGUCCUAA